AUGACCCGCCAAUCUUCGGCGAGCUUCGCGCAGUUCUUCCCUGCAGCCCCCCGCGUCGCUAAGGACAGAGCCGAACGAGAGAAAGCAAAGGCCAAGACGCAAGAUACGACAAGUAGCUUGCUCACCGGUCCGAAGAGCAGCAGCACCCCUUUGCCCAACGGCACGAGUGGCAUAAGAACAUCCGGAGCUGAUGGCCUACUUUCCGACAAUUCGCAACAGCCAACCGAGGGCCGCGAGUCGCCCUUAGGAGAUAUUCUCAACACCGUUGGUUCUGCGAGUUCCUAUGAGAGCACUGGCUCCUCCGUCUUCAGCACGACUGCGCGGCAGGCUGUUCCCAACGGCGUAUCUCAUAUUCCUAUAUCCAGCGGCACGCCGCUUACCUCCGUUGAAUCACCCUCAUACUUGGGCAAUGCUGGCCUGCCGAAGACGAAUAUGCUACAAGGACAUAACAUCGAUCGGGGUGAGGCAUCGGUCUCUCGCAAUACCCCAGCAGCCCGCCUGAACAGCUCACACCCAGAGCCAUCUCCUCCGAUUGAGCGCACUCCUGCGCGAGAUCCCACUCGAUCGCGAAAAGGCCUCAAGUGCACAUAUGAUCCCAAUAUCGACCGGACCCUGUCGAAGCACGGCAAGAGAGAUGCCAAGCCGAUAUAUAAGGAGUUUGGAUUGGAAGAUGACGCACCCCCUCCAGAUCCUCGCCUUGCAAAGGGCGGGCGACUGGGGUACAUCAAUACCGAUUUCCACCUCCCCAAGUCUCGCUUGCGACAAUCGCCCUAUAACUUGAGGCCGUACCCCUACGACCCAAAGACCUCCAUCGGGCCAGGGCCGCCAACACAGAUUGUGGUCACUGGCUUCAAUCCCUUAAUUACGUUUUCCAAGGUGACGGCGGCCUUUGCGACCUUUGGCGACAUCGCAGAGAGCAGCAACAAGAUGCAUCCUGAGACCGGUAGCUACCUAGGAUUCGCAACAUUCCGAUACAAGGAUGCGCAUCCCAGCCGGUCGAGGCCCGCCCCCAUCAAGGCGAUUGAUGCUGCGCGUCGGGCUGUCAAGUCGAUGCAUGGGCAGCGCAUCGAGGCGAACCAAAUCCGAGUCGAAUACGAUCCCGAAGGCAAGAAGAGUCGCCAAAUGCUAGAGGAUGCACUCAAGAAAGACCGAGUCGUGCAGGACGCCUCCGUCGCGAAGGCACCACCGACAGGCCCUCGAGCGAUCGUGUCUGAUAAGGUCCCUGGACCACCACCCAUGGCACCAAAGGGCCCGUCUUCCCACAGACAGGCCGUGGCAGGUGUUCCGGCUUGGGUCCCAAGCCAACCGAAGAUGCACGUCGCAGUCGAGGAGAAGGUCAUCGCAAAGCAGCUCGCAGGCGAGCCCUACAUCUUCGUCGCCCAUGAACAUGUUCCCGUCAUGGUCACGACGAUCCCCCACAUGAAGAAGCGGCUUAAAGCGUUCGCUUUUGAGGACAUUCGCAUUGACCGGACUGGCUACUACAUCUUGUUCCCCAAUUCGUACCAUGGCCGCAACGAAGCGAUGAAGUGCUACAGGGCUGCUAACCAUACUGAUCUGUUCACCUACAACAUGGUGAUGCAACUCUCCCUCCCGCCUACAACAAGCCGAGACUCCGAGUCUGCAGCCCCGCCGCCCCGACGACGGACCCCAAGCCCCGAACGGAAGCGCCGAAGCGAUUUGCGACUAAGAGAGGAUAAAGACCGUCGUCGCCGUGAAGAAGAGGCAGACAUUGAAGAAGAGAAGCGGCAAAGAGCUAAAAACUUUGACCCUGUGCUCGAAGCCUGCGAAGUGGUCACCCGGGAACUGGCGGAGCAUCUGAUCAAGCAUAUCCGCACGAGGGUUGCUGCUCCUACUCUGACCACCUUCCUGGACCCAUCAAAUCACGUCACGAAGCGACGGCAGCUGCAUAUGGAAGACCCAGUCGGGUCUGUCCCGUCUGUUACCGUCGAUGCUGGCGAUGAGAGUCCCGGUGUUAGCACGCCCAACUCAGGUGCAGAUCCCAUUGAGCGUCGUACGGGUCGCCUGGAGAUAUCGGCCCUGCCUCGUAUUCGUAAGGCCAAGGCCACUGCUCAAGGGGCGUCGCGCAACCACGGCUUCACCGAUCCCUUCUCCCGCAAGCGAGUGCCUCAAGGCCGCAGUGCGUUCCGGUCACUCCAUCAUCGCCUCAAGAGCUACGACAGCGAUGCUGAAUCCGACGACGAGGCUGUGAUUCGAGAGUCCCUGGCCAGAGAUACUGAGGAGCCCGACUCCAGGCCGCGUAGCCGCAUGAGCACGGAUGAAGACGUCAAGGAUGACUUUGCCUCUUGGGGUCCCGCAGAGGAAGAUUCCAUGACUGAGGCAAGCUUCGCCGUUGGCGACAACUUGACAUCGACGAAAAAGAGAAAACUAGAUCUCGAGGUUCAGUCGGCAAUCAAGCGCCAGAAGAAGUCCGAUGAGGAGCUCUUCGGAGUUACACUAGACAACGUCGAACCCGAGUUGCUGGUUCACGAGAUCUCGGAAGAGGCUACCCCUGACAUUGAUCUGCUCGAUGCGCAGAGCACUCGAUCCGAGACUCCGCUGUCAACCGCCAAGGGUGCAGCCAAGAAACUGAAGUCGAAGAAGAAAUCGAAGAAACAACUCUUUGAGGAACGGGAGGCCCUCAAGAAGCAGCAAAUCCCGACGCCGAUGGAAGUGGAAGUGGAGGAGGGGACCGCCCCGACCAAACCUUUGCCAGAAGAGGUCGAGCCGGUGCCGGUAGAGACCAAGGAAGAAGAGUCAGAGCCGCAGCCAACGAAGGCAGAUCCGGCCUUAUUCUCGACCACACCCACUACCGCCCUCGAUCUAUCCAGGGAUUUCAAACUGAGCAUUUCUGCGUUACAAGAACUCUCGUUGUCCGCAUGUGACAGCCCUGACGUUACUAGACUCCGCAAGAGAUUCGCUGGAACAGACCUCGGAGACCCGCUUCUCUGGUUAUGGCGGCGUAAUCGUGUACGCGAGCUGAACUCCCCGUCUGGCUCGGUCGACCAGGCCGUGGGCAUUGAUGGCUACUACGUCCCGAACUCUACUGGGGCUGCACGAACCGAGGGAGUCAAGAAGAUCCUCAACGCCGAAAAGUCCAAGUACUUGCCUCACCACAUCAAGGUCCAGAAGGCCAGAGAGGCACGUCAAGCCAAGUACCAGAGAGACGGCAAAGACGCUGCAGUCGAGGCCAGCAGGCUCACUGUAGCAGAAAAGGCUGUUGCAAAGGGUAACUCGAGAGCCAACCGCGCCAACAACCGUCGCCACGUGUCGGCGCUCCAGGAUGAGAAGAAGAUAUCUGGCGACUCUGACGCCUUCAAGUUCAACCAGCUUAAGAAGCGGAAGAAGCCUGUCAAGUUUGCCCGAUCCGCAAUCCACAACUGGGGUCUGUACACGGAGGAAAACAUCAACAAGGACGACAUGAUCAUCGAGUACGUCGGAGAGCAGGUCAGACAAUCCAUCUCAGAAAUCCGCGAGAAGCGCUACCUCAAGAGCGGUAUGGGCAGCAGUUACUUGUUCCGUAUCGACGACAACACGGUCAUCGACGCCACCAAGAAGGGCGGUAUUGCUCGCUUCAUCAACCAUAGCUGUAUGCCCAAUUGUACAGCCAAGAUCAUCAAGGUCGACGGUAGCAAGCGAAUCGUCAUCUACGCCCUUCGCGACAUUGGCCAACACGAGGAGUUGACUUAUGACUACAAAUUCGAGCGUGAAAUUGGCAGCUUGGACCGUAUUCCCUGCCUGUGUGGUACGGCAGCGUGUAAGGGAUUCCUCAACUAA
Messenger RNA from Colletotrichum spaethianum, 3774 nucleotides. RefSeq names its product histone-lysine N-methyltransferase, H3 lysine-4 specific. The transcript is spliced from 3 exons. Gene Ontology annotation, molecular function: histone H3K4 methyltransferase activity; protein binding; nucleic acid binding. NCBI's taxonomy places the organism in Eukaryota, Fungi, Ascomycota, Sordariomycetes, Glomerellales, Glomerellaceae. Bases 1 to 3774 code for a protein of 1257 amino acids. The record is from RefSeq and is a predicted model, not a curated record. Gene Ontology annotation, cellular component: Set1C/COMPASS complex.